This is a messenger RNA of Paramecium tetraurelia, 1242 nucleotides long. RefSeq lists its product as uncharacterized. The record is from RefSeq and is a predicted model, not a curated record. The transcript is spliced from 4 exons. Lineage: Eukaryota; Ciliophora; Oligohymenophorea; Peniculida; Parameciidae.
AUGAAUAAAGAGCUUCUGCAAUUUUAGUUGAUCUUAUUAUUUUCUUCUGUGAUCACUUUAUUUUAUUUAUAUGACCGAGAAUUGAAUAAAAAGAAGAUUUCACUUUUGUUUUCUAUUUGCAACAUAAGCAUAUUUUUGAUUGAAAUAAGAAUGAUAGGAAAUUUGAGAUAUUUAACUAUAGCAGCUGCACUGUUUCUGGUAUUUCGAUAUUAUAGCAAAUAACCAAACAAAGCCUACAUCCCAUAGAUAAAUAUUUUGAAUACUCAAGUUUAAGAAUGCACGAACAAAAUAGAUCAAGAAAUGGAACAAUAACCUCAAUAUCUACCAGCCAUUCCAUCGAUUCAUGAGAGCAACUCCAGUAUGACACCCAAAUAGAUCCGCCUGUCCAAUGAGAACAUUAAUGGACCCCAAAAUACGACAGAAAGGGGACAACAACACAUUAAGUAGGAUUCUGGUAUGAGUUUCUUGGGAGACAACAAAAGAUCGUAAUAUUCUAAGAAUUAUAGCAAUGGUGGAAUGCCUUAGCGAUAGCUGAGUAGCUCUCCGAAUCAAUCCAAUUUUAACGUUAUAAAGUUUCAAGACGAUUGUGGAGAGAUCAAAUUUGGCAUUCUCAAAACUUUGAAAUCAGUAAAUUAUGAUUAACUUGGAAAGGAGAUGGAGGGCAUCUACCAAAAUGACAAAACUUUGACGAAGUUAUUAACUAAUAUUGAGAAAAAGGGAGGACCUCGAACGCAGAUUCUAUACGAGAGUCAAUAACAAACACAUCAAGUUUUUGAUGAUAACUUACGAGGAGGCAUUCAAUUAGAUUACACUAAUAACGAUUCAAUUAAAAUUGAUGAACCAAAAAAAGUGACAUGGAAGAAGAUCUGGUAAACAUUAUUCUUCUAAACUGUUUUAAUUUGUAAUUUGUACAUAAGCCAUCCAUGGCAAUCAGUCUAAGUCAUCCUAUUCGCAUUUAUUUGUUUAAGAUAAAUUUUAAUAUUGUCGAAGUUAAAAAUAAAAGAAUUAGAAAUAACAUUAGAUUUCAGGUAGAUUUUAAUAUGGAAUUCCCUUGUGUUUUUACCUUUAAUUUUUUUAUUUAUUUUAAACCUUAUCGUCUAAAGUAUCGCCUUGAUAGUAACUACAAUUGCUCAACUGAUCUCAGUUAUGAUCACCCUUAAAUAUUAUCGUGCAUGUUAUGAGCACAUUCAUUUAGUAUCUUUUUAUAUACUUUUGUUGGCCACUCUACUUUGUUUUAUUUGA